Molecule: messenger RNA, 821 nt
Organism: Plectropomus leopardus (leopard coralgrouper)
Lineage: Eukaryota; Metazoa; Chordata; Actinopteri; Perciformes; Serranidae
Gene: coxfa4l3
Product: cytochrome c oxidase associated subunit FA4L3
Cellular component (GO): respiratory chain complex IV
Source: RefSeq, a predicted model, not a curated record
UGCCUUUCACCUCGUACUAACCUCUCAUCCAGCCUACAUCAGCCGCCUCACAGGAUGCUGCGCUAAGAGACCUCAAGGACUUCUCAGCAACAACAGGUGUUAAAGAAAUCUGAAAAAUGGUUGGGUUUUUCCAAAUGUUGAGGAAGAAAAAGGAGCUGAUCCCUCUCAUAGGGUUCAUGGCUUUUGCUGCAACAGGAGCCACCACUGCUUCUAUCUACUUUCUAUUAACUAAACCUGAUGUUAUUUUAAACAAGACCAGAAACCCAGAACCAUGGGAGACACUGGACCCAUCAAAACCCCAAAAGCUCAUCACCAUCAAUCAGCAGUGGAAACCAGUGGAGGAGCUGGAGUUGGUGAAGAGUCUCACCAAGUAAAAAAGGCAGGUGUCUUCUAGAGAUCCACUGUGAGACCACCUGCCUGCCCCCCAUCAGUCCAACAGAAUCCUUUCUGCACAAACUAGGAUGCUUUGACAGUCAGUGUGCGGAAAUGCUUCUGCUCCACUGGUGGGGUUUCACCCGGCUCUGGACAUCCAUCCACAACUGUAGAACAACUGUAGUCAUGCUACCAUGAAGUGAAAAGCUUCCUCUGGAAGUCUGUGAUCAUAGCUAGAGAGCUACAUUUACAUCAAAUAAGCUGUGGUGUUUAAUUUUAAGUAGAUGUGAGUAGUGUCUAAAUAUGAAAGACAAAAUGUAAACUCAGUAAAUAAUGUAUUGUACAGUGUCAAUAAAUUAUUGUUGUGAACAUGCUGAAUGACUUUCUCAUUACAGUGUUGCAUUUGUUCUUAAAAAUCAACAAAGUAUAAAUAUAUUUAUGCAGUACUA